AUGUUGCUUGAUUCUCUUGAUAUUCCAGCAUUAGAGCAAUUACUAGAACGCAGGAAUCAUGAGCUCAAGACGAUUAAAGCUGUAGUCAAGCAAAAAACAGAAGAAACUAAGAAAUACUAUGCAUUAUGCGGAGAUAAUCCAACAUUUCCGGUUCUCAAAGAAACAUUAACAACAAAACUCACACAACUUGAAACAGAUUUAACAGAAGCUAAGAAACGUAUUAAAAAUUUGCGAUUUCAAAGACAACAACUUAAAGAAUCAAAAACAAAAGCAGGUGAAAUCAAUGUUUCAAUUCAAGAAUCAACUGAACUCAUUGCAGACUUGAAAGCAAAAAUUGCAUCUAAAAACAAUGACAUUGAUGAAUUACAAAAAAAGAUCAACGAAAAAUCAGAACUUUGCAAAGCGAAGCAAACAGAAGCAGAACAAUUAAAAGCUAAAGUUGAUGCUGCUCAAAAAAGUUACGAUCACGCAUUGAAUGAAUACAACAACCUUGUUGAUCGAGAAAACAGUCUCAAAACACAACAGACUAAUAUUCAAAACGCGAUCGAUGAAUCGAAGAAAGAGAUUGCUUCCAUCAAAGCUUCAAUCAGUCCACAAUCAGUUAACGAAUUACAAAAGGAAGUCGAAAAGUUACAAAUACAGUUAUCACAAAUGAAUGUUGAGACAGCAGAGCAAGUCACCAUUACUUCAAUUGAAGAAUUGGAUCCUUCUUAUCGUUCAGAAAUCGAAAAAGUUUCGAAUACAGUGAAUAAUCUUAAGAAUUCUAUCCAAAACAUACGUAAAGAGAUCAGCCAGAGUGAAAAGGAACACGCUAUUGAGAUUGCUUCACUCAGAUCUCAAUUAGAUUCACAAAAAGAAUCAUGUAACACAUUAAGAUCUAACAUUGAAGAGAUGGAGCUUUCACUUCCUCAAACACUUGGUCCUAUCAACCGGGAAAUCGAACAAUGGCGUGUGAAAGUUGAACAACGAAGUAAAAACAUCUAUGAAAACGAACAAAAGCUGACACAAGAAAGGGAACGAAGCGAAGAAUCACUUCGACAAUCACAGAAGAAACUCAAUUCUCUCCAGGAUGACCUCAUUCGUGCGAAAGCUGUUUCACAACAGCAGAAACAAAUUUUAAUCACAUCAUCACAAGACUUUGAAACAUUAAAGAAGUCAUUUGAUAAGUCACAACUCGAACUCGACGGAUACAAUAGCCAGAAUGAUAAAUAUCAAAAGGAAACAGAAGAAAUACAAAAUCAGAUUGAAGAUCUCAACAAAGAAAUCGAAAGAAUCGCAUUAGAAAUCAAAGAUAAAGAGAAAGAGAAUGAAGAAGAACUAAGUUUAUUACGCGAAUCAGUCAAAUCAGCCGAAAUUGAAGCAUCAAAACUUCCAGAACAAGAAGUUACUAUUGGAUUGAUGAAUGAAAAGGAACUGAAAGAGAGUUGUCGAUCUCUUGAAAGAGAUCUUGAAGAACGCGAGAUAAUUAUUGAGGAAUUACGUAAAAAAUCAAAUGAAUGCAGUGAAAUGCGCAAGAAAUUCGAAGCAGCUCUUUCUCUCAUUUCAGAGUUAGAAGAUGAAGAACAGGCUAUGGUUCAAGAACUGAAGAUGAUAAGGAAACAAUUCAGUGAGACAUUGUCUCAACUGAGAAAACAGAAACAGAAUAAAAACUAA
Trichomonas vaginalis G3 is the source of this 1653-nucleotide messenger RNA. Its product is annotated as metanephric glomerular basement membrane development protein family. Bases 1 to 1653 code for a protein of 550 amino acids. The record is from RefSeq and is a predicted model, not a curated record. The transcript has a single exon. Lineage: Eukaryota; Parabasalia; Trichomonadida; Trichomonadidae.